Molecule: messenger RNA, 2403 nt
Organism: Emiliania huxleyi CCMP1516
Lineage: Eukaryota; Haptophyta; Isochrysidales; Noelaerhabdaceae
Exons: 9
Coding region: 1-2403 (800 amino acids)
Source: RefSeq, a predicted model, not a curated record
AUGGCGCUGUCCGCCGUCGGGACCCGCCUCUCGCCGAGUAGCCCCGGCUCGCAGCCGCGCCGAUCGCCGCGUGGAUCUGCGCUGCUGUCGGCCAGCAGCCCUUCGCUCAAGUACCCACUGAAGCCGCUCAAUGCCAAUGGCGGAGGUGAGGCCAUCGCGCAGGCGAAGCUCGUGCACAACUUGCAGCAGCAGGUCUACUUCCUCGAGCUCGAGCUCAAGUUUCUGAAGGAGCACGGUGCGGGUGGCCGUGCGACGGCCGACACGGAGCAGGCACGGGAGCAGCUUGUUGCGGCGAGGGAGGCGAUGCUGCGUGCGGAGUUUCACAAGGAGAAGGCCCAAGCAGACAAGGCGGCGGCCAUCAGCGAGCUGACGCGCGUUCGCGAUCGCUUCAGCGCGGCACAUCAGCAGUUGACGGUGGAGGUGGUCGAGCUGCAGGCCGCGCUCGAGAAGCGGAACGAGGCGGAGGCGCAGCUGCGGAUCGAGCUGCACGACGCGACGAUCAAGUACGAGGAGCGGAAGAGCUUCGCGGCGGGCUUCGACGGCCAGGCCAGGGUCUGGGCGGAGGAGAAGAAUGAGCUCGAAUCAGAGCUGAACCGGACGCGUGGUCGAGAGCAGUCGCUCCUCUCUGAGCUGCUCGACGAGAAGAAUGCCCACGGCCAUCUGCAAGCCAAGGCGGCAGCAAAGCUCCUGGUGCGCGAGAACGAGGCGAUGAAGACGGCGCUCGCGGAGCUGGAGAUUGGUGCGCAGCGCCUCCGAGCCGACAACCAGAGGCUGCAACGCGACGACGAGGACCGGAAGGAGCGUCUCGCCUCGCUCCGUCUCGAGUUGGCGGAGGCGAACCAGCGCUGUGAGACGAUGCAAGCGGAGAUGGAGAGGCAGGCGCAGCAGAUUGCGGCGCAAGGAGGCCGGAGCUCGCGGCACGCUGAAGAAGUUGCAAGGCUGACGGCUGAGAACCGAUUGCUGACGGAUCGGGUCGAGACGUUGACGCUAUCUGCCACCAACCAGACGGCAGCGGUCGAAAGGCUGCAAGAGGAGAACGCAUCACUGCACGCCAAGGCAGGCAUGGUGGACACAAUCCGCCGCCGCGAGCAGCAGGCACGCACCCUGAUCGAGCAGGCGCAGAAGCAGCUGCUCGGCGAGACCGACUUGGAGGCGCAAAAGACGGAGCACUUGGACGCACAGAAAGCACUGCCGCCGGCCGCGACAAACCUCGCGCCCGAAGCCGACUUGCGAGUGGCAAUCGCCGAGCUCGAGGAGGCGACUGAGGCGGGCGACCUCGUCCGUCUCAAGACUGCAAUCGCGCUGCACGGCGCGGCUGCGGAGGAGACGGACGCGCUCUACCACGCGAAGCAAGCGAUGACCCGUCUGCUGGAGGAGCGAAAGGCGGAGAAGAAAAAGCGGCUGGCGGCGGCGAAGGCGGCGCCCGCACCAGCUGCGGCUCCGGCGCACCCGUCUCACGAUGAGGAGGCGAGGGCGGCCCGGGCGGCCAAGGCGGCAGCGGCAGCAGCGGCGGUGGCAGCGGCAGCUGAAUCGGUCGAGACUGCCCGGACGGCUGCGGCUGCGGCUGCGGCCGCAGCAGCGGCGGAGAAGGAGGCGGCGGCGGCGGCGAUUGCAGCGGCAGCCACGGCCGCCGAGAAAGCGGCGGCCGAGAAGGUGGCGGCGGAGAAGUUGGCGGCCGAGAGGGCGGCGGCGGAGAAGGCGGCGGCGGAGAGGGCGGCGGCGGAGAGGGCGGCGGCGGAGAAGGCGGCGGCGGAGAAGGUGGCGGCGGAGAAGGUGGCGGCCGAGAGGGCGGCGGCGGAGAAGGUGGCGGCGGAGAAGUUGGCGGCGGCGGCCGAGAGGGCUGCAGCCGAGAAGAUGGCGGCGGAGAGGGCGGCGGCUGAAGCGGCGAUCGAACGGCUUCGACCCUCGGCGGCGGCAGCACCACCAGAGCCCAGGUCGCUCCCCCCGGCUGCAGCGGUUGCGCCGGGCUUGCCCGCCGCGGCUGCGGCUGUGACGCCGCCGCCCGUCGGCGGGAUGUUUGGAAAGCUGUCUGCGCUAGAGGCGCAGCUCGGCCUGGACCCGGGCGGUGGAGGCAUCCUGCCUCGCCUCGAGGCCCUCGAGCAGCUGCUGCAGCCGGACGGCGGCGACGGCGGCGGGCGCGGCGACGGGCGCGCGGCCGCAAAGCCAUCGCCUAAGCCCCCGCCACCAGGACUGCCGGGGUUGGCGCGUGCCAGCACCGCCGGCUGCGGAAGCACGGCAGCCGGCAUGCCGCCGGGGCUGCUGCCUCCUCCCGCCACCGGAGGCCGCUCGGCCCCGGACAGGUCCGUGCGCAAGGAGGCAGGAGAGCGUGGCGCCGCGAAGGGGAGGCCCGCCGUGGCUGCGGGCGGUGCGGAGCGCGACUGGGGUGCCGUGCGGCGGGGGUGA